This is a messenger RNA of Drosophila obscura, 1988 nucleotides long. Its product is annotated as cilia- and flagella-associated protein 157. The transcript is spliced from 2 exons. Gene Ontology annotation, cellular component: ciliary basal body; cilium. The record is from RefSeq and is a predicted model, not a curated record. The coding region runs from base 107 to 1909 and encodes 600 amino acids. Lineage: Eukaryota; Metazoa; Arthropoda; Insecta; Diptera; Drosophilidae. Gene Ontology annotation, molecular function: microtubule binding.
UCACAUUCACGUAGCCUAGCCGAUUCAAACGGAUAAUCGCCCAAAAUUCAAACACAAUUUGGAAAUUUAGUAUACCGGAAAAAGUGGAAAGACAAAAUACAUCAAGAUGCCGCCGAAAAAGAAGGGAAAGAAGGAGAAGAAGGAUCCGAACAAAAUUACGAUGGUGGAUCGGACCUUCUACGAGCUGACAAUCACGGACCUCAACCAGAAGCUGGCCCGCCUCCGAUCGCAUCUGUCGACCUUGGACGAGUCGAAUAUUGUGCUGAACGAGAAGCUGAAGGAUGUGGAGAGCGAUCGGACGGAUGUGGCCGCCCACCUGGAGCGAACGCUGGCGGAGCGCAAUAACUCGAUUACCGAGCUGGAGGAGCGGCUGGUGGAGAUCACCAAGGUGCGGGACGAGGAGAACAAGAUAGCGCAGGAGAAGAUUGGCGACCUGGAGGGCAAGUACAAGGCCAUGCACGACCAGCUGACGUCGGAGAUAAAGCUGUUGAAUGGCAAGCUGAACUCCCUGGACGAGUUCCGCAUCCAGCGCGACAUACUCCUGGCGAAGUUCGACGACCAGGAGGCCGAUCUCAAGGAGAAGGAAAAGGAGCAAAAGGAGGCGCUGUACAACAUGGAGCAGCGGGCGGUGGUCGAGAAGGAUGCCCUGAAGAAGGAGGUGGAGCAGAAGCUGCUGCAGGUAUCCGAGGACUUUACACGCUCCAGCGAGAUCCGCAAUGCGGGCUACACGCGCCGUCUGAUCCGCGAGAACAUUGCCCUGCAGAAGGAGAUCGAUCUGCUGGUGAUGUCACAGAUCAAGCUGCAGCAGCAGUACACCAACCAGAAGGACAAGCACAAGGAGAUCGAGGAGCAGUACAGCGCCCUGGACCAGAUCAAGAACGAGCUGGUGCGCAACGCCGUGAACAAGAUCAAGAUCAUCGAGGGGCUGACCAAGAACUACGAGAAGCUGAAGGCCAAGUACGUGGAGGUGCUGCGGUACCGCAAGGCCUACGAGGCCAAGCAGCAGGCGGAGAAGUGCGAGCAGGUGAAGCAGAAGGAGGCGGUGGGCAAGCUUCGCACCCUGGCCAAGCACAUGGAGAUCCUGUCGCUGGAGAACAAGAACCUGGCGGUGGUGCACGAUCAGCACGAGAUGGAGAUACAGCGCCUGCGUGGCAUGAUACAGGAGAUCAAGGUGACCGUGCGGGAUGCCAUCAUAGCCGAGAAGAGUGUCAAGCUGUUCCCGGAGCGGCUCGUCGUGGCGGAUGUCGACGAGCCAAAGGUGAUCAAGGAGGUCAAGGAGGAGGCGGUCGCCCUCUGCAAGCUGGCACGCAUCGAUCUGCUCUCGCAGCUCAUGAACAUUGUCAGCUCCCACUCCGAGGAGCUGCCGCGCACCCCGUCGGUGGUGUCCAUAGGCAGUGCCACCUCCUCGCUGUACGCGCCCGGAAAGAUGGGCUUCAUGCCCCAAAAGCCCAAGGCCACACCCUUCGAGAUAUUCAGAAGCGAGGUCGUCGACCUGGUGGUGGAUCACACACUGCCCGACUACCUGACGAAGCACAAGGAGGCACAGGAGGGCGCUGCAGGCCGACGCCGCGGCGACGAGCUCUCCAUCAUCGACGUGGAGUUUGGCACCACUCUGUAUGUGUCCUCCUCUCGCGAGGACGAUCUCAUCGAGGCCGAGGAGGAGCCGCUGGAGGAGCCAGAAGGCUCCAGCAGUGAUGUGUCCAUGAAGAAGCCCAGCAGCGAGGGCAGCGCCCCACCGCCAGCAGCCGCACCACUCGUUAUCUCCGUGGAGGAUGCCAAGACGAGUGAGACAAAGUCCAUUCGAAGUGGCGGUACAGCUGAUAGCGUCACGGGCGUAACCCGCUCAUCCGGCAUGGAGGAGAUCGCCGAAGAAGAGGACGACGACUUUGAAAUUAAUCUCUUCUAUUAAGCAUUUAGUUUCACAUUUCAUAUUGUUUUUCGUUGAUCAGUAAAUAAAAAUUGUAAUCCUUGGCCCCUCCGUUGAGACG